Molecule: messenger RNA, 532 nt
Organism: Humulus lupulus (European hop)
Lineage: Eukaryota; Viridiplantae; Streptophyta; Magnoliopsida; Rosales; Cannabaceae
Exons: 3
Coding region: 128-532 (134 amino acids)
Source: RefSeq, a predicted model, not a curated record
AUGUGAAGAAGUGGCUGAGAUAGAACUUGAACAACCUCUUAGAAAAUCUGUUAGAUUACAAAAAACAACUAAUGAGGCAAAUCAAACUGAGAUUGAAGAAAUACCUCAAGAUGUAGAUGCGAAUGUAAUGAACUUAGCCAAGAAGACAAGGGGAAAAACUCUAUUGGCAAAUCUUACCAAGAGGAACAAUGACUUAAGGAUAAUAAAUUGGAAUGAAAAAGGGCAACCAGUUGGUACUAACUCAGUGCAAUUUUCUUCUUUUGUGGGCGCUCUUGUGCGAGAGGUUGUUCCUUACACUAUUUCAGAUUGGAGGAAAGUUUCACCAAUUAUGAGAGAUGUUCUUUGGGCAUCUAUUCAGGCACAAUAUGACUUACAUGAUGAUUGGCAAAAAAAGAUGUGCUUUGAAAUGAUGGCAGAACUAUGGAGAGCUGGGAAAUAUAGACUUGCGGCUGGCUGGGGUGUUGAUGCAUUGGGCUGGCUGGAGUGUUGGGCUUCCAUAUGCAUUUGGGCCUUUGUGGAAUGGUUACGUUGA